AUGCCGAACACCAAGAAGGCAUCUGAUGGCGAGACUCUGGAGCAACGCCUGAGCCAUUACCUUCGAGCGAAGCAGAACCGCACACAAGUCCUGUUGGCAGAUGACCAGCGUAUACGUGACAGAAUCAACGAGAUUCAGGCCGAGAAGAUGUUACUCGAGGAUGAAUGUAUGUUGCUCGAGGAUGAGCUUGAAAGUAAUCUGAGGCAACGUCUCGAAGAUCCCGAGGGAGAGCCACUUCUGCAGGAGCUGAUGGCAGUGGAGCAAAGCAAAUGUCGUCCGGUAUGCGAAGCUAUGCAGCUGAAACUGCCACGCGAAAUUCGCGACAUGAUCUAUGAGCAAGUUGUGGGCCCCCCAGCCUGGCACAACGGCAAACAUACCGUGCCUGUGGUAGCAUCGAAGGAUCUCGGUGUCUCGGACGCAUUCAAGCUUGUCAGCAACAGUAUCGGUCCGUUGGCCAGCGGCGGAUAUGACCAUUUUGGCGAGGCCACACGGCAAGAGUUGGCGGAGUACUGGUACACAAGAAGUACAUUCGACUUCGGCACAGACUUGCACCUCAUCAAAGCCUUCCUCAACGGAGUUGCUGCCGGUACUAGUUGCAAAGCUCUUGAGAUAGUCCGCCAGCUGGAGAUUACAAUCGACUGCAACGACGAGUUCGAGCCGGAAACCGAGCGACUUCUGACCAGUGCUCUGGCGGAUCUUACACUACGGAUCCAGCCGACACGGUUACGAAUUUACUUACACGACAUACAGGGGGUUGUGCGCUACAAUGACGACCGGCUUCUGAUCUUACUACACAAUGUCAGGCAACUGCUUCCGGACCUUCCUGGUUGGACGAUCGAAUUCGUUGUGCACAUGGUCACGAAUGACUGUCGAUUAUCGCGAGGAUGGCAAGGAUAUGCAUUCGAAGAUAUCAUACCAGGGCAUCACGUCAACCUGAUGAUACCUGGGAAUACAGGUAUGUCACUCGAUGAGUGGUCGGAUAGGUUCAGACAAGUAAGUGAUGAUCUUACCGUGGCAUCACUAUGCAAGCUGACUUUGGAAACGCAGCUUCGGAAGGAGCUUGAACAGUACUACGACGAUACACUGCACGAAGCAGACGACGAAGACGAAGAAGAGAAUGAGGAUGAGGAAGAAGACGGUACUGAUGACGAGCGCGACGAAUACAUGCCUCUUGAUAGAGAUGAGCUUCUUGAAAUCGAGAAAGAGGCGCUGAAAGGUGCGAGUAAGACCGAAAUGAAGCAGAAAGCGCUGGACCUCCAGCGGCAGACAUUGCGAGAUCGCGAACACCUCCUGAGAGAAGAAGCUCAUACCGACGGUAUCAAGGCGGCCGAUGCGCUCUCAGCAUUUGCGCAGGCUGACUGCUUGGAGCUCUGCACCAAAGUCCAGAACGCUUUUCCCCGCGAGAUUCGGGACAUUAUCUACAGCUACAUCACUGGUGACAAGGACGUCUCCAUCACUUGCGAUGUGCCCUGGUGCCACACUUGCGAUUGGCACUCUCAUUCUUCGAGGUCGCUUUCGAGUUGCGUUCCGGAGUACGUCAAAGCAGCUCAUUGGUGGAAGCGCGAGUACAUGGGGGCACAGAUGGUACGAGAGAUCGGCGAGAACUACUAUCGCUCUUCUCACUUUGUCUUUGAACCCAUCAUCUCCAAUGUUGUUCCAUUCCGCUCCGUGGACCACCUGGGUCUGGGCUUCAAACCGGUAGAUUUCAUCUCAGAUGUGGAGAUCACGAUCAAUUGCCGCGACUACAGGUUUGAGCCCAUGGACCGCGAAGGCAACAGCAUUUCCACCGACAUACAUGCAAGAUCUGCAGACUCUGAGACCGGCUGGGGAAAUGCGCGUCAUAGAGAGGUGCCAGACCGUCUUCUCAUCGAGCUAGAGUCGCUCUUUGGUUUCAGACACGGUACUGCGAUCACCAUCAAUCUCGUAUCCAAGCUUUGUGAGAAGGCUACCUUGCUUGAGCAGCAGAAGUGGAUGGCGCAUACUGUCGUUCCAGUCAUCUUCCCAGUUCUCCAGCGACUCAAGGAUGCUGGUUGUCGAAUCCGCAUACUUCUCUCUGCUAAGGAAGAGUGGUCAAAGAGAUCAUUCACGUCCAAGUGGAACCCUAAAUCUUCGGAAGCCAUCAGCCAGGACGUCCAGGAGUAUGUCAAAGUUGAACAGGACCGCCUGUCGCAAGAUGAGCUAGGGUUUACCGUUGUUUCUGACGAAGAGUCGGAAACUGGUACAGCGUCAAUAUGGGACGCCACUGCUUUCGCUGGGGAAGAGGUCACAUCUGACAAUGCCGACGAGGCAUAG
This is a messenger RNA of Alternaria ethzedia, 2292 nucleotides long. RefSeq lists its product as uncharacterized. NCBI's taxonomy places the organism in Eukaryota, Fungi, Ascomycota, Dothideomycetes, Pleosporales, Pleosporaceae. The transcript has 4 exons. The coding region runs from base 1 to 2292 and encodes 763 amino acids. The record is from RefSeq and is a predicted model, not a curated record.